GAAAUAUUAUAUGUUAGGUAUUAAUACAAGAAGUAUAUAUUUGAGCCUAUUCAUAUGAAUGUUAUCAAAUCUUAAAUAUAACCGACGAGGAAUGUUAGAAAUGGAAGUCUCCUGUACACUAGAUGAAGCGAGUCAUGACAUAAACUUUUCUGAACACUGUCAAUUUGAGGAAUAUAUGUGCAACGCCUGCUUCCGGCAUCAUCUCAUGGGUAAAAGGAAUAGAAAUUAUGAAUUGAUUGAUAUGAAUGACCCAUGUAUUGCUGCAAGGAACAUUUCAGAAGAAGUAGAAAAAUGUAAACAGCACAAUAAUAAGGCAAUUAAAUUCUACUGUCGUAAACAUGAAAGUGUUGGGUGUGGUGACUGCAUUUUAUCGGAUCAUAGUACAUGUAAACCCGAAUACAUAAAGGACUUAUCGAAGAACUUUCAGGAAAUCCAAGAUUUUAUCGACUUGGAGAGAAAAAUUGAACAACUGGAGCGUGAAAGCCAAGCAAACAAUGAAAAUAUUAAAAAAAAUCGAAAAGAGUUUAAAGGAGUGCACGAAGAAGUACUAACCGAGAUAAGAAAGUUUAGAACAGAUAUCAAUAUCUAUCUAGAUAAGGCAGAAGCAACAAUCAUAUCUGAAAUGAAACAAAUUUUGUCCGACAACGACAAACUCCUUCAGAAUCUAGGCAAUAAUUGUUCAUUAAAUUUGUCAAAAAUUGAAGAUUUGAAGCAGACACUUGACCCAACUGUCCAUACAGAAAAUGCACUGUUUAUACAAACAGUACGUAGCAAAGCAGGUGUUCUGGAAAUUGAACAUGAGCUUUCAAAAUCUAUAAAAUCAAUAUGCGAAAUCAAGGGUUAUGAAUUUGUUCCUAAUCAAAAACUGUCCAGUAUGAUCGAAUCUAGAGAAAAUCUUGGCAAACUGAAUAUUUCAAAAAUAAAUGAGAAUACUAGGUAUAAUGAAAUCACACAACUGGAAAUGAACGUUGCUACAUUAACAUUUGUGGAACCAAGGAAGCAAAAGAAGACAAUGCAACAGAAAACACAUAGACAAACUGGUGUGAGACGGCCAUAUGUUUAUGUCGGUGCUCGUGUUCAAGCAGAAACUGAUCUUGACUGGUUCUAUCAUGACUGGCAGAAAGGUACUGUAACAGCUGUACGUCCAAAUGGAACUGUCGACGUGAAGUGGGAUGAUACAGGAAGAACUGUAUGUGGUUACACAGUAGGACUGGGACCGACGAGUGUUAGUCUUAUCUAAGAAAAUUUAACUCUGUAUUAAACAUGUAUAUAAAUUCAUGGGAACACUUUCAGACAACAUUUAGUCUUUGAAAUAAAAGUUAACAUAUGUAAGUAAAGAACAUUAACUUGAUGUGUGAUGUAAAACGAUGCGCGGUAUUAGAUUUGUAAAACUGACUAUGGUUUACUAUAACGCUACAUAUAUAAUUAUAUAUUUUUGUACAAAAUAAUGGAACCUCUAAAUAUCUAUAUAUUAGCAGACAGUAUUGAUGAACUGGUUCUGAAUGUUUUUUUUUUUCAAUUUAAACAAUAUUUUUCCCCAUCUACUGUGGUAUGUUUAUAACAUGCACUUAUUUUUUUUAGAUUAUAUUAUCUUUCGCGCACAUCUUAUCUCGUGCGCAAUACAUCUUAUUUCGAGCGCUCGUCGUCUUAUAUCGUAAACACGGCAUCUUAUCUCGAGCGCUCGACAUAUUAUAUCGUGCUCACGACGCCUUAUCUCGUGGGCACGACAUAUUAUCUUUCACACGACAUCGAGAUAAGCUGUCGAGCGCUGCGAGAUAAAAUGUCAUGCACACAAGAUAAUAUGUCGGCGUGCACACGAGAUAAAAAGUCGUGCGUCCGAUAAAAUAUUGUUACGAGCUAGCUGGUGGUGUUUGCUAUUACUUGAUGGCUUCUUUGGUAGCGUAGUAGUUUAUAGCUGGAUGUGGCCUUCAGCUGUUAAUAAGUUGGCGUGUGAAAGGUUUGGUCGGUCAACUAAUUAAAGUUCUAACUUAUCAGGCAAAUAACUAAUAACACCGCAUAAACAGUUAAUUAAGUUUAUUCAUGUAUGUACUUGCAAUAUUCCUCAGAAUGACAUCAUAAAAUGUUAUAUUAUUCACAUACAUAUUAGACUGAAACGACCAUAAGGUGUAUUAAAUUCAAUAGUUAAAAUUUAUAAAAUAGCAAUGUAAUUAUGCAUUAUAAUUAAGGCUUUCCAUACUUCUUCAAAGAUGAGUGCAUGUGCACUCAGUAACAUGACAUUGAGAAUUGUACUAAUAUAGCCAAAAAGUUAUGCUAAGAUAUAUGUAUAAUGUUCCCAUAAAUGAUUCAAAUUUGCUGGUAUGUAAAAUUACUCCAUAUAGCCAAUAAAAAUUGCUUACAAUAAUGUUACUUAAUUUUUAUACUGUUAUAAUAAUCAAAGAUAAUUCUCUUAAGACACUAUAAGCAAAAUGUGGCCUAUCUGCUUACUAUUCCGAACUCAAGUGACCCCAAUCGUCAAAAUUUGGACCCUUUUAUACCAAAGGCUCAACCACAACCCACCAAAAAUUGGUUGAAAUGGUUAAAAACAGUUAAAUCCACCACUUUGGUUGGCGGUUGCAGACAAAAAUGGUUGGUGCCAACCAUAGCUACAUGUAUCAACCAUAAAUGGUAAAACUACUUAGAACUUACUUAAAAAUAUUUAACUAGAGAAGAACUGAGAAAAUGUGAUUUGAUUUUCUCUAUAAAACAAUUAAAAUAUGAAAUUCCAGUACCUUAGAAUGGUUUACAAAGGCUUUUUGCAGAUGAUACAAUUUACAUAAUGUUACAAGUACUUUGAUUGUCUUGACAACAAGUUAACAAACCCAUAAUGCAUCAGUACAGCUCAGCUUCCUGUUGACAUUUAAUACAUGUGAAAUUGAUGCUUAAAAAGUUUAAAGGCUACAACAUCAUCAAACGAAGGAUUUAUGCUAAAUUACUCAGCAAAAUGAUGCAGAAUUAAUAAGCCUACAUGCAUGAAAAAGGAUUAAGUCCAGGAAUAAGAAGAAAUAGUGAAAAUUCAACACAAAACUGAUGUCGUGAAAACAGAUAACUGCAGAUAAAAGUAUAAACAUUGGUUUCUAGAGUCUCUGCAAACAACCAGUAUAUAACCUGUAUCAAUGAGCUUUAGUGUUUUGAUAUUUUGUCAAAAUACAGUUCAUUGUGCAUUUUAUGGCUGGUGAUAAUCAACGAUAGACUAAAACAUAAACAGAUGAUGGUUUCAUGAAACAAGAUUACAGUCUGUACUGUGAGUAUAUGUUAAAUUGAUAAUUGCACAAUGUCUUAUUGAUGAUCGUAUCAAUAUGUCAUGCGCACGAAAUAGUAUGUCGAGCGCAAUACAUCUUAUUAAGAUGUCUUGUGCACGAGAUAAUGUAAUCUGGAGAAAAAUGCAUAUAGAUAUCAUAUUCUGUUGUAUGACUUUAGUAGCAAAUAGCUAAUUUGUGCAAGCAACAUAUUGUUUUCAUAAAAUUAUAUUCAGGUUAAUUCUAUCAAUAUAUGUUUUUAUUAACACUUAAUACCUAAUGAGUGUCACGUAAUAAUAUUAUAUGUAUAUUGGAUUCCUUGAAAAAUUAGAAAUAAUCUAUUUCAUUUGCUAUUUAUCUUAUUCUUCUUUUGACCUUGGCAUAUGGUCAAGUAGAAUGUAAAAGUCCGUGUACGUGUGCUUAUUUACGAGAUGCUUGCACAAGAUUUAGGAAAUGUGCGGAUUUCUCAUUAUUCUAAAAUGUAUGAUAUCAUUUAAUCUUUAGAAAAUCGUAAAGUUGCCGGGUAUAUAAAUAACGCACCAGGUGCCGUGUUUUCGUGACAUGGUUUACGUUUCCGUAAGCCAAAAUACUGACGUUAUUCUAUGUUUUCCCGAUUAAUGACGUUGUUACCUGAGUUCUGAUUAAUCAAACUUGCAUAACCGAUAUUUUAUUUCAAAUGUCAGUAUAUGCAAUGUAAGGCAACACGAUCGAUCUGGCUGAAAAAAAAAAUCUUACUAAAAUAUGAUCUGAAGCCCAAACACAAUAUUUUAUUUUUCUACUUCUUGAAAAACCUGACUUAAAUAUUUUUUUUACAUCAGCCAUGCCUAAGUAGCCUUAUCUAAUUCUUUGAAUAAUUCUUUUGAAAGGAAAUUGAUGAUUAGUUUAACAUACUAAUUAUUUUAGCUCGAUUGUGGUAAACUCCUUAAGCUUAUUUGAACCACUCUCGAGUCUGCUUCCUGAAACAGCUGGUGUUUUAUAAGUAGACGCGGUCGUGACCCCAAAUGGGCUUGAAAGCCGCGGCACUUGGUUGGAUCACCACUAGACCAUCGCUUCCCUAAGAUUGAUGAUUAAAAGUACCAAUGACGUUCAAAAGAUGUUUUGCAGCGCUCGCAGCAAAUAUAUUAUGUCUAAAUGUUAUUUAUUCACACAUAUGAAUCUAAGUUAUUACAUAAUUUCAAUUGUAUAUUAUAUACGCAUAUGUAUACAAUGUACACAGUUUAUAUGCGAUUGUAUACAUUUUCAUCAUAACUGAUGCAUGGGUAAUAACGGCCUUUGAAUGUUGGAUUUUUGACCUUGAUUCUUACGAUAAUGACUUUUAUCCCGGGAUUCCAGCUUAAUAUACAUUUUAAUUUUAAAUAUAGACUCCUAAUUCAUUGAAAUCAAGGCUCUGAUCAGCUGUUAGUAAGCCGACCUGACGUCAACGAGUUACCAUGUUUUAACAGUAUUGAAAUAAGGGAGGUAACAUAGUAUAACUUAGGAGUGCGUAAACGUCUCGAAAUUUAAUCUGUGCACAAAACUAAUGAUUCAGAGAGCGUACAUUACGUGUAAUACUUUUUCUGGUAUACCUUUUGGAUUCUGAAAAGUCUUUCAUAUGAAAUAUGAGAACAAAUGCGAUGACACUCUUUCUCUUCGCAUGUAUGACAAUAAAUGGUAUGCGCAUGAAAACGUGGCGUCAGUAUUGUCGUUUCAGUGAAAUUCCUUAUGGAGUGUAUGUAAGAAUAAUUGUUAUUUGAUCGUUUUGAAUUUUACAAAAAAAAGAAAUUUCGAAGAAAGUAUUCAUUGUACAUAUUAUUUUCAUUCUUACCUAAUAACAUUUUACAUGCAUAUGCAAUAUGUUAUUGUAGACAGGGUGCUUCAAACAAAGAAUAACCGUGUUUUGAUACUAACAAUAUAUUAUUAUAUGGAACAUUAACUUGCUAGAUGCUGUCCCUCUUGCAAAUUAUUGUACGUUAUGUAGAACAAUCAGUUACCAUUUUAUGAACUUUACUAGCACAGAGCUAAUUUGUGCAUACAUAUUGUUUUCGUAUACUUAUAUUUGGAUUUAUUAUAUCAAUAUGUAUUUAUCAUCAACAUUUGAUAUCAAUUUUAUAUGUAAUUGAUUUUCCUAGACAAUGAGUGUUACGUAAUAGUAUUUUUGUAAAUAUUUCAAUGUAGUAUAACACUGGAUUCCUUUGAUAAUUAGAUAUAUGUUUACUUUUACUAUAAAUCAUCUCAUGUUGAGGCUCAGUAUCAGAGCGAUGUCACGUGUCAUAUGUUCAUAUGGAAUGUAAUGGUCCGUGUGCGUUAGCUUAAUACUGAAGAGAGUUUUGCACAUAAUUCUGCGGAUUUCACAUCAUUUACACUUUUUGCAUAUUAUUUUAUAUUUAGACAAAUAGUAUGUUUGGCAGGUUAAUAGAUAAUGCACAAGCUGUCAAAUUUCGUGACAUAGUAAACGUUUCCAUACGCCAAGAUAAAUCGAGAGUUUAUGUUUUCAUUUCAAGCAAAUUUGUCCACAGCCAAUCCAAAGUAGCCUUACUCAAUUUUUAAAUUGUUAAUUCUUUUGAAAUAUAUGAUAAAAAGUACAAAUGUCAUUUCAGUACAUCUUUACGUUUGAAGAAACUAUUUGACUUCAGAAGUUAUUUCUUUAUGGCAUAUGUACGUCAUUAUAUCGUUUCAUUCAUUUUUUGUGUAUAUGAUUACAGUUUAAAUGCAUGUGAAAACAUUUCCAUAAUGAUGACGCAUGAGUGAUAACGUUCUUUGAAUGUUUGACUUGUCCUUGAUUCGUACAAAUAUUAUUUAUUUUUUUGGGUCCCAGUUGAAUAUAGAUUUUAAGGCUAAGAUUUCUAGGUCAUUGAUAGGACUAUUUUUGGCUGAUAAAAAUAUCAUCUAAACGUGACCCCUUACCAAAAUUCAAAUGAGGUCUGUCAGAUUAAACGGCUAAUUUACAAAGUUUUAAUUGUAUAGAUCAAAAUAUACAGGAUAAGCUUCUUAACUAAAAAUUUAAACUUUUCCAUUUAUUUUAAGAAUAAAUCAUUAAUACUAUAUAAUCACUUUUUACUACGUAUUUUAGAGUAUAUAAAUGCUAAAAUUUUGCUUUAAAGAAUAAAUGUAUAAAAUAUAAUGUUCAUUUUAGACAACAAACCAAAAAGUUAAAAAUAAACAGCUUUUUUUCUUUAGGCAAUGUACAUUUUAGCCUUGUUAACCUUGAGAAUCAGUGCAUUCUAACAGUAUAUUUUGAAUCUAAUUUAGAUAUACAUAUUUAAUCAGUUUACAUGUCCUAAAAUAUUUUUGAUAAUUGAAAUUGAAGCUGGUAGAUAUCAUGGACUAGUUAGAAAAACUAAAUCGUAUAUUCAAAUACUUUAAUCGAAUUGCUUUUGAAAUACAAUUUUCUUCUUUGUAUUUCAUGUUAUUAAAACUUAGGUUUGGCGUUAUCUCUUGGCAAAUUAUGAGUAUUUUGUGAACGCCAUAUCAAGUAAGAAUAAUCUAAAAACUUUUACUGUAGAGACAGAAGCAUGAAUGAAUCUUUUGAUACAUGUAUCCUUGGAAAUGUGUCUGUUUCUGAAUAUGUAGUUAUGUUACAUUUUGAUGAAUUAUUGUUUAUAUGUGUUAUGUGUAUUGGUAAUAUUUUCGCAAAGACUAUUCUGGAUAACAUAUGUAAUGUAUUUGUCGAGUUGCCUGAUUAAACUGAUCUGAAAAAAAUAUACCUUUGAUCCAUAGAUAUAAACUUUGAUAUACAAAGUGGUUAAAAUGCUAUCAAUAUAGUUACACAAACACGCAGAUUUUUUUCAUGUUUUAUUUGAUAUGUUGAUAUCAUUUUAUAUGCCUCAUGUGCUACAUACAUUAUAUCAUAAACCUAUG
Mercenaria mercenaria is the source of this 7073-nucleotide messenger RNA. RefSeq lists its product as uncharacterized. The record is from RefSeq and is a predicted model, not a curated record. Gene Ontology annotation, molecular function: zinc ion binding. Lineage: Eukaryota; Metazoa; Mollusca; Bivalvia; Venerida; Veneridae. The coding region runs from base 59 to 1240 and encodes 393 amino acids. The transcript is spliced from 3 exons.